Messenger RNA from Schistocerca americana (American grasshopper), 621 nucleotides. Its product is annotated as KRAB-A domain-containing protein 2-like. The transcript is spliced from 2 exons. Gene Ontology annotation, molecular function: nucleic acid binding. The coding region runs from base 1 to 621 and encodes 206 amino acids. The record is from RefSeq and is a predicted model, not a curated record. NCBI's taxonomy places the organism in Eukaryota, Metazoa, Arthropoda, Insecta, Orthoptera, Acrididae.
AUGGUUUAUGAGGACCGCCUCACUAAAUUCGUUGUUCUCAGGCCACUGAAGUCCAAAACAGCUGAAGAGUCUGACAAUGGUAGAGAGUUCAUCAACAAAAUAAUGAGCAACUUACCUGAACUAUGGACCAAUUUUAAGAUUGUACUCGGUAAACCCAGACACAGUCAGAGCCAAGGCAGCAUAGACAUAGAAAAUAUGCUAACGACAUGGGCACAGGAGCACAACACCAUGGAGUGGAGGUGUGCAUUAAGAUUUGUGCAGCUAAUAAAGAAUAGCGCUAUACAUUUUGGAAUUAAAAAAUCUCUGUACCAAGCGAUGUUUGGCUGCCUUCCUAAACGUGGUUCGUCUUCAACAAGUUUACCUCCUGAGGCACCGAUGAAUCUUCACUCUGAGGAUGAACUUGAAAAUGAAAUUAAUCAAGUGAAUGUUAGCAGUGAGACAGGGACCGAAACGUUGCAGCAUAACGAUCAAAGUAAAUCUCUAUUGCAAGAGGAUAACGUACCAACAGGAACAGAGGUUGAGAACAGAGAGAAAGAAAAUAUUCCUGACAGUAACGACAACUGCCCGACUGAUUUAGACGAGACAAUUCGUGCUAUUGAAAAACGCAGAACUGAAGCAUAG